AUGACCAGCGCCGCCCACCCCGCACCGGGCCCGGGCCCCGCACCGGCACCGCCCCAGCUCAGCCCCACACCUCCACCCACCACAGGUACCCGUUACCCGGCGACAGGGAGGGGAGUUUACCUCAGGAUUCGGGCGGUAACGGCGCCGCCCGCUGUUGAGUCGACGCUGAGGGGACGGCGGCGACGUGGUGGUGGUGGUGGCGGCGUCUCUCCCCCGGGAUCCCGGUCACCGAGCGGCCACUGCGUCCAGGUCACACGGUCACCGAGCGGCUACUGCGUCCCGGGCGUCGACGACACGGACCCUCCCUCCUCCAUCCCGGCCCCGCCCGCCGGCACACGGCCGCUACCCGAGCUCCCGGCCUCGCCCGCUCGACGCGCCGGGGCCGGGGCCGGGGCCGGCCUCGCCCUCCUUCGUGCCCGCGCCUUGUGCGCGCUCCCGCCUCGUCAACCCCUCUCCGCGCCCGGGGCGCGCUCCCGCCUAGACCGGCCGGCCCAGCGCGCGGCCGGGGGCUCAGAAGUAAAAGAAAUGAAACAAUCCUUAAGUUUUUCAGGUACGAGCAAGUUCUACCAGGCAGAUGAGAGUGGUGGUGGAGGAGAUCUGGCUGGAUCUUUGUUGCUGAAAGGAAAGGGCUUUAAGGCCUUCCUGUAUGGGGGGCAGAGUGUACAACGACGAGGCAUCCAUGGUGAAGAUGUGGCAGUGGGGGCCAGGGACUUGAAAAAUGUCAAAAUGAUGGAUGAAUUGAAAGGUGCAAUGUCAAAGGACGAGGUUAAAGACAAAACACUCAAGAUGGAUAGCAAGGAUGAGGAAAGUAAAACUUUAAAGAAAGUUUCAUCACCUCAGCACAAGUCAGAGAGACAAUUGAGGAGCAGGAAACCAAAAAAUAACAUUGCAGAAAAUAACCUGAACAAGAUGAACAAGGAGGACGAUUUAAAGAUGCAAGUAAACAAAGAAAUUAAAGUUGAAAAAAAUGAGAUCUGUGACAAGAAUGAAAAGAAAAUUCAAGGAAACAUGUUGAAGAGAUCCUCGUGUCAGGAAUCCUUUGAAGAUAUGCUCUUGGAUAUGGAUGAACAGCUCAAAGAAUUCUGUGCCAAAAAACAAAAAAAUAAGAAUAAAAAAUUCAAAAAAAGGGAAAAGAUAUCUUCCAAUCAACCACAAGACCAGAAAGAAAGUAGUCUCAAUAGUAGAUCAGAUAAUGAACUGGAAGCAGGCAUUGGUGAUCAAGAUGCAACUGAAAAAAUAACAACUGGAAAACUAACGAGCAAAGAAACUCCAGAGAGGGGAGAUCACUUUGUGGAGGAGCCUAAUGUGAAUAUGCAAACAGAGCCAGUCAGCUCUGAGGAAGAUGGUGAAAAUCCAGAAAGCGAGCAAGUAGAGAAGAACGAUGAACAUGCUGAGGAUCCUUCUACAAAGCUGGUUGAGGACCAAGAUGUGGAUGAAGAUGGAUUUCCUGUUGAAUGUGCUAAGAAAAGGGCUCACUGUGAUGUCAACUCUAACCAACGAAAGAAUGAAGCCAAGCGGAUCAAAAUUGAGAAAGCUGAGGAGGAAGAUGAAAUUCCUGAGACGUCAUAUGGUUGCAAAAGGCAAGGAAAAAAAUCUGUGAAGCAAAGAAAGGAUGUGAAAAAUAGAGGCAAAGCAAAAGGGAAAAAGGAGAAAAAAACCAAGCACCUAAAAAAAGAAGAGGAAAAGAAUAAGAAAGAAGAAGCUAAAUGGAAAUGGUACGGUUAA
Messenger RNA from Amblyraja radiata (thorny skate), 1725 nucleotides. RefSeq lists its product as uncharacterized. NCBI's taxonomy places the organism in Eukaryota, Metazoa, Chordata, Chondrichthyes, Rajiformes, Rajidae. The record is from RefSeq and is a predicted model, not a curated record. The coding region runs from base 1 to 1725 and encodes 574 amino acids. The transcript has 13 exons.